Molecule: messenger RNA, 2589 nt
Organism: Adineta ricciae
Lineage: Eukaryota; Metazoa; Rotifera; Eurotatoria; Adinetida; Adinetidae
Source: the annotation of a GenBank genome assembly
AUGUCCAACAGAUUCGUUCAUGUUAAUUUCAACUUCCGAACUCUGUUCAUUCUCAGACAACAAACACCAUGCAUAUCAUCCACAUCACCAUUCUCCACUCACCCACGAACCAUCGAUCCUGGUCAACAGAUGAAGAUACUCAAUGACAAAAACCAGUUCAAACAAACGAUUGAGUUGUUCGAGAGAGAAAAGAAGAAGAACAAGGAUCAACUGUCCAGUUUCAUCAUUGAUCAGGCGUUGAAAGCAUGUGUACAAGUGCGUGACUUUCGACGUGGACAAGAUAUUCAUCAGUUGGUUCAACAUCGAUUAUCAGCUGAUUCUUCGUUAGUGAGAUCUCUUAUCCACUUCUACAUGCAAUGUCAUGAUAUGAACACAGCUGAAUCUCUAUUCCACAUUUCGACAAACAAAACGGUGUAUAUUUGUAGUGUGAUGAUGAAGGGAUACAUUGAAAAUGGGAAGCCCGAGAAAGCGAUUGAGAUUUUCAAAGGGGUAGACAAACCUGAUGCAGUUUUGAUCACACUUUUAUUCAAAGCUUGUGCUCAAGUACCAUCCGAGGAAUCGUUGAACUUCGUGAAAAACAUCUGGAAAAAGUACCAAAACACAUCUGUUCUUGAUAAUCAUGCGCUAACUGCUUUCAUCGACGCUCUCAUGAGGUGCGGCGAUGUGAAACACGCAGAGACACUUUUUGAUCAAUCAAAAUACAAAACGUUACCUAUGUAUGGAGCAAUGAUGAAAGGAUACAUAUAUAAUGAGCUACCGCGGAAAGCGAUUGAUCUUUUCCAACUAGUGAAAAAUCCGAAUGAAAUUCUUAUCCUGCUACUGUUCAAUGGGUGUGCUCAACUACCCUCGGAACAAUCGUUGAAUUUAGUCCAGAAAAUCUGGGAACAAUCGAAAGUCAAAUCUCUUCGCAGCGACAACUUAUUGACCUCUGUGAUCGAUGCUCUCAUGAAAUGUGGUGAUAUCAAGAGUGCGGGAGUCGUUUUCGCUGAAUCACCAAGCAAAUCGAUAUCGAUGUAUGGAGCGAUGAUGAAUGGUAUGCUUCUCCAUCAGUUUAUCCAUACGAUUUUGCUGAAUGCUGUCGCCUCUGUAGGAUACAUAAAAAAUGAUAUGUCGAAGAAAGCGAUUGAUCUUUUCAAACAAAUCAAAGACCCCAAUGAAUUUAUCAUCACGCUACUCUUCAAUGCUUGUGCGCAACUGCCAUCGGAACAGUCGUUGAGCUUGGUCAAAGCCGUGUGGAAGAAGUAUCAAAACGCGUCUCUUCUCAAUAAUCAUACGUUUACGGCUUUAAUCGAUGCUUUCAUGAAGUGUAACGAUAUUAAGGGAGCAGAGGCGAUCUUCCACAAGUUACCACACAAGGUUCUACCCAUGUAUGGAGCUAUGAUGAAAGGAUAUCUUCUUAACAAAACACCCAGCAAUGCUCUUGAUCUUUAUCAUCAAAUCAAAAACAUGAAGGAAACGCAGUCGAAUCUCGUCAUUUAUUUACUUGCGAUCAAUGCAUCGGCACAGAUUGCCAUGGCAUCCGAAUGUCAGGCCAUUGUGGAUGACAUUCCACAGCAUCUGCUUCUUAAUAUUCAGAUUUGCAACUCCUUAAUUGAUAUGUGGGGUAAAGCUGGUUGUGUGCAAAAAGCUGAACAAGUUUUCACCAAUCUUUCAUCCAUAGAUCGAGUUGGCUAUGCAUCAAUGAUUCAUGCUUAUGGCAUCAAUGGAAUGGGUGUGAAAGCAGUCGAACUUUUCCAUCAGGUUCCACGAUCGCUGCUCGCCGAUUUCACUUAUGUUUGUGUUCUCAAUGCAUGUUCGCAUGCUGGACUCAUCGAUCAAGCUCGUUCGAUCUUCUCCAGCAUCGAAGCGAAAACUGAAAAGCAUUAUGCUGCAAUGAUGGAUUGUCUGAGUCGAGGAUCAUUGUUCGAUGAAGCACAACAACUGAUCGAUCAAUAUGAACUACAUCAUCCACCUUCACCUGUCAUGUACAUGGCAUUACUGUCAGCUGCAAGAAAUCGGAGAAACAAACAGUUAGUCGAAAACAUUCACCAACGGAUGAACAAGCUCUUUCCUCGCUCACCCGAUUUGAUCACAUCAGCCACAGUGUUACUUGCGAAUCUGUAUGGAUCGACCGGCGAUAUGAACAAAGCGUCGAGUAUUCGAUCCGAACUAAGUAGAUCUGGUGCCAAGAAAAAGCCUGGUCUCAGCUGGACUGUAGUCAAUGGUGAACUAUAUCAAUUUCUUGCUCACGAUCGAUCUCAUCCACGAAGUGCCGAGAUCUAUGUGGAACUGGAGAAGAUCUCACGAGAACUGAUCGAACAUGGCCAUGAGUAUGACUCGUCAUGGAUCACGCGACCACUUGCAGAAGAUGAAACGAUCGAAUCCGUUCUUUGUGGACAUAGCGAAAAGCUUGCAAUCGCUUGGAACUUCGUGGCUAAUGCCGACACAACAUUCAUUCAAAUAACGAAGAACUUGCGUGUGUGUGGUGACUGUCAUCAGGCCACGAAACUGAUCGCUGCCAUCCGACGAUGUCACAUAGUGGUUCGUGAUGCGAACCGAAUUCAUCAUUUCGAUCCAGAUGGUCAAUGUUCAUGUAAUGAUUAUUUCUGA